AUGAGUCUCAACAGCACACCACAGAGGGUGGAACAGAAGUUUCAGCUGGCAUCCAAAGAGACCUUAAAGCCAGUCAUCCGUGAGGUCUUAGAACGGCUGACGGCGCAAAACUGGAACAGACUGGAGACUGGGUUUAUUGACCCAGAAACCGCCUCUCUUGUGACAGAUUUGUGUGUCACUAUAGUUGAAGUUUUGGCUGAAAGUCUCUAUGAGUCUUUAAGCAGGAGAUUUAAAAAACGGAAAGGAUCUGCUACAUCUGUGUGUAAGGAGGACGUGCAUGAAUGUUUAGGUAACAUGGGUGAAGUCAUCACACAGACUGUGGCAGAAAUACAGGGUGUAGGUGACAUCCACUACCUUCAGUGCGAGCAGAUGACAGAUGUCAUGGUCACAGCAGUCACAGAGAAAGUAAACUCCAGGCUGUCUAAAACAAGUGACACUGACGUCACGGAGGAGCACAAGCCCCCUCCCACUUAUCUAAUCAAACUGACUCGACACUUGAAGGCGAUUCUCAAAAAGUGCUCCAAAAAGGCGAGUAAAAUGAUGACUAAAAAGAAGCUCAAGAAAGCUCGGGAAGGUGAGAUGUCAACGUCACACCAGGAGAAGAGGGUGGAGGAGACUGAGGAUAAAGUUCUUCAAAUCCUGGUUGAACAACUGGAGAAGAUUUCUAAUGAUUCUCUGAGUUACUUCACAGAGGAAGAAGAUAGCCUGCUUCUUUCUAAAACCAGCAAGGACUCAGAGUUAUCAGAGUUAUCAUUUCGGAUUGUAGAAGCUUUUUCAAAUGAGGCUUCACAGGACCUGGUUGGAGAGAAACAAUCAUACACAGAAGAGACCUUAAUACACAACAGGAGAAAGGUCAUCAACAGGAUGAGGACUGUCUUUGUCCAAACAUUUGCUCGAGGGUCAAUCCUGAGCAUGAUGUGUAAAGUCAGACGCAAGCAGGCCUCCCAUCAAGGACAGGAAGUUGUGGAAUUAGACACAUCACAGCUGAUUAAGAGUGUGGAUAACCUUUUAUCAGAGGUCAUUACACAAAACGAUCAGGAUACAAGAAGUGGGUCAAGAGAGGUUUGCCUCUUUGAGACUCUUGUCAGCAACAUUUCCCACGGCAAGCUGGAAAGUUUUGCUGAGAAGCUGCAUGACACAUUGGACGACCACUUGACACCACUAGGAGUCCAAGAAGAAACAUACGAAGAGGAGAUUCAGACUGAAGUAGCCAAUGUCAUUAAACGGAUAAGGAAUUGGCUAAAGAAGCAGAUCCGACUGCACAAGACUAGGGAGGACAGUGUGAGCGUGACUCUGAGACAGGUCAAGGAAGUUGUGCUCAUUAAAUAUUCACAUCUCAGUUCCCCCAAAACUGAAGCUGAGGAUCAGACCUGCCCCACAACUGUACAAGAGAAGGUUCAAAGCCUCAAAACUGAGAAGGAAGAAGAAGAGGCCUGCCAAGAUGAGGAGGAGGAAGAAGAGGCCUGCUUAGUUGAGGAGAAGGAAGAAGAGGCCUACACAGCUGAGGAGCAAGUAGAACAGGCUCAGGUGGCAAAAGCAUCAUGUGAAUACACGGAGUCUGUUAAAAAGAAGUGGGACCGACUGUCUUGUGAAAUCAUCGUAAAGGUGUUCUUACGCAAAGUCAUGAAGGAUUUCCGCCCCCAUGUGGAUUACAAAUCAGUGGAAGCCAGACUGUCAGACAUGCUGAUUGAAAAGAUGAUUGGUACUGACAUUAAUGUUGAUUUGAGCCUGAAAAGCAUAGAAAAGAAAUGCAAAGCUGUGUACAAAGACCUACGCAAGAAGGUUGGUGGCGGAGUUCUUUGGAUAAGUCUUUUACAGCAGAAAGAAACAGUCAUUGAGGCUGCGGCUGAGGCUCUAAAAAAGCAUUUUUCACCACCAAGACCCAGCGGCAUCCAAAAGGUCUUGAGAUGUGUAUUCCGGCCUUUCACUGCCCUCUUUAACUGUUGCUAG
This is a messenger RNA of Xyrichtys novacula (pearly razorfish), 1950 nucleotides long. Lineage: Eukaryota; Metazoa; Chordata; Actinopteri; Labriformes; Labridae. The record is from the annotation of a GenBank genome assembly.